CAAUCAAUCGCCUUUCCACACAUGAUCCAUCGUGCUUUCGAUCACCCCCUCUUCCUCCUCCUUUCAUUUGCCAGUGGCUGCUCUGCUCAGCCUGAAAGAAAGAACCCAAGAAAGGUUGCCAUCGGACACCUUCCUCUGAAAGAACUCCGUUCAGGUUCACCACUUCAGCUGAAGCUUCAUACCAUACCCCCCACGCUCUCUCAAGAAAGCCGCAGGCGCGCUGCAGGGUUUAGCUCAGCUAGCUCAGCUUGGUAGACCAUUGGAUUUCUGUCGACGCCGCUCGUAUACCUUCCUUGUCGCCGGGUUCACCGCCGACGUGGCCGCGGCGGCCGCUUUGCUUCCUGGCGAGGCUUGCCACGAUCCUCCUGCAGCCGCAGCAGGGCCGUCACGGCCAUUGGCCAGACGCUUGCCUGCCCCCCCAAAAAGUUGCUCUGCUCGCUGCUGCUGCUGCUGCUGCUGCUGCUGCUAGCCCCCCCUGCAUGACAUCAAAGCCUCUGCUCUUCUGCUUCUGCAUGACAACUUAACACAUGCCGUUUGCAGAUGAAGCAGCUUGUUGCAUUAGUUGCAGGAUUCUAGAUAUCAUAUAAGUGCCUCGCGCGCCAUUGUUACCGAGCCAUAGUGCUACAAACCAGCUUCUCAACUUCACACGCUUGAACAGUUCGGAGCACGCACGUACGUCAGUGCAAAGUCGGGGCUCGCAAUGGCCCAAGCUGGGCACCGCGGUGAUCCGCACCACGAGGACUUCCAGCUCAAGGACACCAACCCACUGCUGGGCGAGCAAUGGCCCAAGGGCGCGGCGGGUCCGGCGCGCCCCUCUGGCGGCGGCGGCGGCGGGCUCGCCGGCUGGCUGGGCGUGGACAAGCCGUCGAGCACGUACGACCUCGUGGAGCAGAUGUUCUUCCUCUACGUGCGCGUCGUCAAGGCCAAGGACCUUCCUCCCAACCCCAUCACCGGCGCGGCCAUGGACCCCUACGUCGAGGUCCGCCUCGGCAACUACAAGGGCAAGACGCGGCACUUCGACCGCCGCGCCAACCCGGAGUGGGACCAGGUGUUCGCCUUCUCCAAGUCCCGCGUCCAGUCCAACGUCCUCGAGGUCUUCCUCAAGGACCGCGAGAUGCUUGCCCGCGACGACUACGUCGGUAAGGUCACCUUCGACCUCGCCGAGGUGCCCACGCGGGUGCCGCCCGACAGCCCGCUGGCGCCGCAGUGGUACCGCCUCGAGGAGCGGCGCGGCGAGGGGGGAAAGGUGCGCGGGGAGCUCAUGCUUGCCGUCUGGAUCGGGACGCAGGCCGACGAGGCGUUCCCGGAGGCGUGGCACUCGGACGCCGCGGUGGUGCGCGGCGAGGGCGUCGCCAGCGUGCGGUCCAAGGCCUAUGUGUCGCCCAAGCUCUGGUACCUCCGCGUCAAUGUCAUCGAGGCGCAGGACGUGCAGCCGCAGGAGCGCGGCCGCGCGCCGGAGGUGUUCCUGAAGGCGCAGGUGGGCAACCAGAUCCUCAAGACGUCGGUGUCGCCGGCGCCCACGCUGAACCCGCGGUGGAACGAGGACCUCGUCUUCGUCGUCGCCGAGCCGUUCGAGGAGCAGCUGGUGCUGACGGUGGAGGACCGGGUGUCCCCGCGCAAGGACGACCUGCUGGGCCGCGUCGUGCUGCCGCUCACGCUCUUCGAGAAGCGGCUGGACCACCGGCCCUUCGUGCAGUCCCGGUGGUUCGACCUCGAGAAGUUCGGCGUGGGCGCCGCCAUCGAGGGCGAGACGCGGCGGGAGCUCCGGUUCGCCAGCCGCGUCCACGUGCGCGCCUGCCUCGAGGGCGCCUACCACGUCAUGGACGAGUCCACCAUGUACAUCAGCGACACCCGCCCCACGGCGCGGCAGCUGUGGAAGCCGCCCGUCGGCGUGCUCGAGGUCGGCAUCCUCGGCGCCGCCGGGCUGCAGCCCAUGAAGACCCGCGACGGACGCGGCACCACCGACGCGUACUGCGUCGCCAAGUACGGCCAGAAGUGGGUGCGCACGCGCACCAUGAUCGGCACCUUCGCCCCCACCUGGAACGAGCAGUACACCUGGGAGGUGUUCGACCCCUGCACCGUCAUCACCAUCGCCGUCUUCGACAACUGCCACCUCGGCGUCAACAACGGCGGCAACAACGGCCAGCCGGCGGCGGCGAGGGACGCCCGCAUCGGCAAGAUCCGCAUCCGGCUGUCGACGCUGGAGACCGACCGCGUGUACACGCACGCGUACCCGCUGAUCGCGCUGCAGCGGUCGGGCGUGAAGAAGAUGGGGGAGCUCCGGCUCGCCGUGCGCUUCACCUGCCUGUCGCUCGUCAACAUGGUGCACCUGUACACGCAGCCGCUGCUCCCCAGGAUGCACUACCUGCACCCGUUCACGGUGACGCAGCUGGACGCGCUCCGGUACCAGGCCAUGGGCAUCGUGGCGGCGAGGCUGGGGCGCGCGGAGCCGCCGCUGCACAGGGAAGUGGUGGAGUACAUGCUGGACGUGGAGUCGCACAUGUGGAGCAUGCGGCGGAGCAAGGCCAACUUCUUCCGCGCCGUGUCGCUCUUCUCGGGCUUCGCCGCCGGCGCGCGGUGGUUCGGCGACGUGUGCCACUGGAAGAACGUGGCGACGACGGCGCUGGUGCACGUGCUGCUGCUCAUCCUGGUGUGGUACCCGGAGCUGAUCCUCCCCACCGUCUUCCUCUACAUGUUCCUCAUCGGGCUGUGGAACUACCGCCGCCGGCCGCGCCACCCGCCGCACAUGGACACCAAGAUGUCGUGGGCGGAGGCGGUGCACCCGGACGAGCUGGACGAGGAGUUCGACACGUUCCCGACGUCGCGGCCGCAGGACGUGGUGUACAUGCGGUACGACCGCCUGCGGAGCGUCGCCGGGAGGAUACAGACGGUGGUCGGCGACAUGGCCACGCAGGGGGAGCGACUGCAGUCGCUGCUCAGCUGGCGGGACCCGAGGGCGACGUGCCUCUUCGUCAUCUUCUGCCUCCUCGCGGCGGUGGUGCUCUACGUCACGCCGUUCCGCAUCGUCGCGCUCGUCGCGGGGCUCUACGUGCUGCGCCACCCCAGGUUCCGGAGCAGGCUGCCCUCCGUGCCCAGCAACUUCUUCCGCCGACUGCCGUCGCGCGCCGACAGCAUGCUCUGAAGCAUGAAUGCAUUAUGCAUCGUCUGGUCACCCGAGAAUGCUACAGAUUCAGAAAACGCUCUGUUCUUCGGUUGAGAAUGUUUGAUUCGUUUUCCGCUUUAUUAUUUUAUUAUCUUUGCAUUGAGUGUGAAAGCUGCUUUUUGGGUGUCUUGAGAUUUGAUAAAGUUCCAGUGUAACUAUAUCUCGAGAAUAAGGAUGAAAUAUGAAUGGAGAAGCGCAUUUUUUGAACC
Molecule: messenger RNA, 3372 nt
Organism: Sorghum bicolor (sorghum)
Lineage: Eukaryota; Viridiplantae; Streptophyta; Magnoliopsida; Poales; Poaceae
Product: FT-interacting protein 1-like
Exons: 2
Coding region: 701-3142 (813 amino acids)
Source: RefSeq, a predicted model, not a curated record